This is a messenger RNA of Colletotrichum truncatum, 693 nucleotides long. Its product is annotated as carboxymuconolactone decarboxylase. Gene Ontology annotation, molecular function: peroxiredoxin activity. Lineage: Eukaryota; Fungi; Ascomycota; Sordariomycetes; Glomerellales; Glomerellaceae. The record is from RefSeq and is a predicted model, not a curated record.
AUGAUAUCAACAAGAUUCGUACGGAUCUUGAACCUCUUCAAACCAAAACCCUUUACCCCUCCCCCACAAGCUCAAGCAUCUAACCCCUCGGCAAUCGGCAAGAUGCGUCUCCCCUACGUCGCCAACCCACCCACCACCACCUCGGAAGAGGACGCAGCCAUCGUCUCCCGGAUUCAAGCCCGUCGCGCGCCCCGGCCCCUCCAGCCCUUGGACUUGACACUCUUGCAUGCCCCCCCCGUCGCCGACGGCUGGAACUCCUUCCUGGGCGCCGUCCGCACGCAGACCACCAUAGGCGCCGACAUCCGCGAGCUCGCCAUCUCUCGUGUUGCCGUCGUAAACAAGGCAUGGUAUGAGUGGGGCCACCACGCACCUUUGGCCGUUCAGGCAGGUGUGUCUGCCGAGGGCAUGGAUGCCAUCAAGAGCGAGGCCCCCCUGGAGCUGGGUGCUCGGCCUGCGUUGUAUUUGAGUGAGAAGCAGUGGGCUGUGCUGGUGUACACGGACGAGAUGACCCGCAACGUGAGGGUCAAGAAUGAGACUUUUGAGAAGCUCAAGGGCCUGUUCAGUGAGCGGGAGGUGGUGGAGAUUACCACAACGGUUGCGUGCUACAACUGCGUGAGCCGGUUCCUGGUGGCUCUUGAUGUCGGGGAGAGGAACAGCACCGGGCCUGAUGAUGUAAAUUUGUCCAAACAUUAA